CCACAGAUGGACAGGGACAUAUGGUCAGAGGAAAUAGGCCACAAUGCUUGUAAUAGGCAUGUGAACAUCGGGCCAGAGUUUCAGGCAAAGAUACCAGAUAUGCAUGAGAAAGAUGAGCUACACAUGUGGGCCGAAAAGCCUCUUCAUGAAGAGUUGCUUUGGAAACCAUGGGUUGAGUUGGAAGAAAGUGACAUCUUACUAGAGCGUGUUGAGAAUCUUCUAGAUCUCAGCACUUCGGCUGCUUUACCUGGAAGUGCUGCUAACCUGGAGCUCGCCCUACACAGCCUGUCCUUAUGUCAGGGCAACAUUUUGGCUGCUUUGGAGAGGAUGCUUUUCUCUGACUCAACACCCUCAAGAGACUACCAUUAUGCCGGAAGUGACGUCUGGGAGUUAAGUGAACAAAAGCUGUUCCAUAAGGCUUUUGCUUUAUAUGGCAAAGACUUCACCUUCAUUCAAAAAAUGGUGAAAACAAAGCAGGUGUCAGAAUGUGUGGAAUUCUACUAUCACACCAAGUGGCGCCAAGAGAAACAGAGAAAGCAGAUGGAGAAACAGCAGCAACAAAUGGAUGCUCCCACUAACCACGUUCUGAUUCCUGCCCCCAAGAUAACAAUGAACAUUGUAAGUGCGGAAAGGUUGAUUCAUACACCCUCAAUGGCACCAAGCUUCCCAUGCAAACAAUGUGGAAAGAUGUUUUACAAGAUUAAAAGCAGAAAUGCUCACAUGAAAAUCCAUCGUCAGCAGCAGGAAGACUGGAGGGAGCGAAUCCAUCCAAACAACCCCCUCAGCCUGGCUCAGGCCCUCCAGAACCAGACCCGAACCCUGACACAUCCAAACCAGCUUAUUACACAGAACUACCCAAAUCAGAUGUUAACCCAAAAUCUGAUCCAGAACCUGGUGCAGUCUCACUCUCAGCUUGCGUUCAUCCAGAGCAACAAAACUCAAAGUACUUGUUUUCCUAAUUCUAUCAGCAACAGUCCCACACAAACCCCACAGACAGCUUCCAAAACCCCAAACCUACCCAUCUAUACUGGCUAUCAACAGACAUGGGGUAGUCUCCAUGGUAGUUUGGAGUCUGGUCUGUAUUAUGACUAACAUAAACGAACAGGUGGGUGUUCAGGUACAAUUUUAACCACCUUAUUAUUAACUGACAUUUUAUUAAAUAUGUAUUUUCUAUAGACAUAGGAAGGGCUCAGGACUGACACAUGGCCAGAUUUUGUACAUAUAAAC
This is a messenger RNA of Trichomycterus rosablanca, 1227 nucleotides long. Its product is annotated as transcriptional-regulating factor 1-like. The record is from RefSeq and is a predicted model, not a curated record. The transcript is spliced from 8 exons. The coding region runs from base 7 to 1092 and encodes 361 amino acids. Gene Ontology annotation, cellular component: transcription regulator complex; histone deacetylase complex. Gene Ontology annotation, biological process: negative regulation of DNA-templated transcription; regulation of transcription by RNA polymerase II. NCBI's taxonomy places the organism in Eukaryota, Metazoa, Chordata, Actinopteri, Siluriformes, Trichomycteridae. Gene Ontology annotation, molecular function: transcription corepressor activity.